Apis dorsata (giant honeybee) is the source of this 2527-nucleotide messenger RNA. RefSeq names its product protein tyrosine phosphatase type IVA 1. The transcript has 4 exons. Lineage: Eukaryota; Metazoa; Arthropoda; Insecta; Hymenoptera; Apidae. The record is from RefSeq and is a predicted model, not a curated record. Gene Ontology annotation, biological process: protein dephosphorylation. Gene Ontology annotation, cellular component: nucleus. Gene Ontology annotation, molecular function: phosphatase activity. Bases 364 to 891 code for a protein of 175 amino acids.
UCUUCCGAAUCAUAGUCAAGGAUCCCAAGUGGGAAUCAAUCGCAUAUCAACAACGCCUAAUGUAACGUAGCCCUCACCCUUUCAGUGAAAUUUGCACCUUAACAACCCUUCUCGAGGUCUACAUGUAAACCCAUUGUUCUGUCCUCUGUAAAAAAAUAACAAAGUAUUCAAUUAGUUAAAUGAGAAAUAACUUUAUAAGACUGACAUCUAUGGGCUAAGUUGUCAAAUUCAGCCUUUGUUGCUUGAUAGUGUGGCAAAAAUUGCAAAAAUAAAGAGAAACAGUGUCGUACAAAAUUAUUAAAAACAUAAAAGUUAAAAUAAUAAAAAAGUAGGAGUUUUACACCACUUGUUGUCCAAAAGGAAAUGAGCAACAUGAGGGUGAAGGACAUCAGACCGGAGCCCGCCGAAAUCGAAUACAAAAACAUGAAGUUCCUCAUUACUGAUCGGCCCAAUGAUCAGACCAUUCAUACUUUUAUUCAAGAAUUAAAAAAGCACAAUGUCAAAGAAGUAGUGAGGGUCUGUGAACCAACGUACAAAAUUGAAGAACUUAAAGCAGAAGGGAUCAAUGUCAUAGAUUUGGUAUUUGAUGAUGGUACAUUUCCACCAAAUGAAGUUAUCGAUGAAUGGUUUGAAUUGCUAAAAAAUCGAUUCCGCGAGUCUCCAGAUGCAUGUGUGGCAGUACAUUGUGUUGCAGGACUUGGUAGAGCACCGGUCUUAGUUGCACUUGCUCUUAUUGAAUUGGGACUAAAAUAUGAAGAUGCAGUCGCGUUAAUUAGAGACAAAAGACGAGGAGCCAUCAAUUCAAAGCAGCUGGCCUAUCUUGAGAAAUAUCGUCCCAAGUCUCGGUUGAAGCUCAAAAAUGGACAAAAAAACUCCUGCUGCGUCCAAUAGAUCAAACGAUUUCUUUAAAAAGUUACUAAUUCAUACUGAUUGGUAUACCUAAUUGUAUAGGUUUUCGCGCCUGAUAACAAGAGACAUACUGUAUUGACUCUGUUCUGAAUCUGGCCUAUCAAUGGAAAUGCAACCGAACCACUUAUAAAAUAAUUUUAAUGAUAUUUUGCAUUAUUUGAUUUUCCAGCGUAAAUGAAACAAUUUAAAAUAAAAAUAAAUUGCAUAUAAUUGUUUGCACUUUUCUUUUAUGAAAUUUUUGUAUUUAUUUUUGAUACUAAAUUAAUAUUACAUGUUAUAGAACAGAGAAAGCCUUCUAAACGUGAUAUAUAUAGUAAUAAAAUUUUAAUGGAUCUGAUCAUUUGUAUAAUAAAUAAAAAAUUGGAUCAACUUAUACGUUUUAUAAUAAUACUUAGUAUCUCAUUUAAGAUUAUUGCGUACAAGUAUUCUAGAAGGCUGCAUUUACUUGGUCCAAUAAAAUAAGACAUAUAAUGUUGAUAAUUAAUUUUUGAACAUAGUUAAUACGUUAUUUAUGCGACAUAUUUUAAGGAUGGUUGGAGCAAGCAUCUUUGGAAUAAUAUGAUUUUUAGUGAAAAUGGUUCCUUUGGUAUUGCAAUUGUAUUCAGCCAUCAUCAAAUUUAGCUAUUUAGAGAAUUAGUGCAAUAAAAAAAAUCUCACAUUUCCCAGAAUAAAUGAAUAAAUAUCCUAUCAACUACAGUUUUAAGUAAUUCAAUAUAUUUACUUUUAAAUUGAGAUUGAAUACAUAUUUUUUGCAGAUGUUUUGCAUAUAACACAAGCAAAAAAAAAAAAAAAAAAGAAUUUAAAUAUAUACUUAAUAAAUUUUUUUGCAAUUGUUGGAAUAGUAUGUAUUAAAAACAUGAAUCUUUAACAAAGUGUGGUUAGUACAUGUUAUCUCUGUCAAAAAAUAAAUUUAUACAAUCUGUUAAUUUAAUUCAAUUUAUAAAAAUAGAUGUAAUAGACAUUGAAUCAGUGUAUAACACUGUUUUCUAUUUUAUACUAUCAAAUCAAAUUUAAUACAUUGUUAGGAAUCAACGUUGAACUUGUGACAUAUAUUUUCAUAUACUUACCACACUUGUAAAAAAAAAAAACCGAAAUUUAUAUAAAAUAAAACGAUUUAAUAAAAAUGUACAGGUAUUUAAAAUUUGUAAACAUUAAUUUUUAAAAUAUAACUCUUAAAUAAAAGAAAAAUUGCGUUGCAUUUCCAGUGGCAUGCCGAAUUGAUGAGUGUUCUUAACUCUUACUGGACUUGGAAUCUGCGUUAACUUGAAAUAACGAAUAUUGCGAAACAAAGUGAAGAAAGAAAAUCACUCCAGAGUUAUAUAUCACUUUUAUCGUAGCUUAACGGCAAUUUCACCAAAAUUUUUUAAAACAUCCACUUUUAUUCGAUAAAUUUUAAAAAGCUGCAUACGCAUUUUGUGUGAAGCAUAUAUUGUAAUCGUAUUCGCAAUUUUGGUAAAAUUGUCGGUGAUGCUGUACGCCACACUAAACUGUGUUCAAAAGAUAGAAAAAAAAUUCGCUCCUAAACUAAUGAAUGUAAUACUUAGAUCAUUUCAUAAGUCUGACGAUUUAAUGUGAAUGUACGUUUUUGUAUGUAUUAUAAUACAUGGAAUUGUGUUUA